AUGCCAGGAACGCGGCGGCGAGAAUCUGCAUCCACUGCCGCAGAGCAAGGACAUGGAGAAGCACAACCACAAUCGUUGUUGCGCUUCAACGAACCUCUUAGCUGGAAAGCUGGAAAAGCCAUACCUGUCGCUGAACUCCUCUCGCGGCUCCAAAAGCUUGCGAAAGAACUCGAAAGCCUGGAGCCUGAAGGCGAAGUUGAUCCCAAAAGUGUCUACAAAGUCGCACAAGAACUUGCGAGCCCGAACUUGUUGGCGCAUAAGGAUCGAGGCGUCAGAGCAUGGACUGCAUGCUGUGUGGUGGACUUGCUGCGCAUUUGUGUUCCUCACGCGCCGUUUCGAAGUGCGCAAUUGAAAGAUAUCUUCACUACGAUCGUGAAUUUCAUCAUACCGCAGCUUGCAGAUCCAUCCAAUGCCUACAAUGCACAACAUGUCUAUGUGCUCAGCUCACUCUCGGAGGUGCAGAGUAUUGCGCUAAUUACAGACCUCGAGCGGCCUGAGCAGCUCAUCCUCUCUCUCUUUACCACUUGCUUCGAUAUUGUCUCUGGAUCGGCUAAAGCUUCUACGGGAGAAGAGGUGAGCAAAGGUGUUGAAGGUCACCUCACACAGAUACUGGUACAAGUGAUUGAUGAAUGCUCAAGCAUUUCACCCGAGGUCACAGAUGUCAUCAUCGCGCAGUUCAUGAGAGUCGAUCCGAGGACGAACGAGCAAGAUGCAGCAAGGAAGAAGAAUUCAGGAGUACCGGAUGGCUCGCAGGGCAACCUUCUUCAGAAAACAUACCCACGCGCCUACGGAAUGGCCAAAGCAAUCUGUGGCUCCGUGCCAGAGAAGAUGACGACUUUCAUAAGUCAAUACUUCAACAACAUAAUUGUGGAUGCAUCUGAACCCGCCCAGACAAACAGUCAUGUAGGAAAAGGACAUGGCAGUCGCGGCAGUAUUAGCGACGCUGACGACGAUGGGAAGGAUCUCAAAGAGCUUAGCAAGGCACAUCGACUGAUCAGAGAAUUGUGGAGGGCUUGCCCAGAUGUUCUGCAGCAUGUCAUUCCACAGGUCGAAGCAGAAUUAUCCGCCGAAUCCGCAUCGCUGCGACUGGUUGCUACAGAAACUUUAGGGGACGUUGCUGCUGGGAUAGGUGUUGCAGGUUGUCCUCCACCCGUCCACAUUGAUCCUGCGGCAUAUCCAUCAGUGGACCGUUCCAACCCGACGCCGAGUACUCUCCAGAUAAAUUUGCUUCAAGCUCCGAUAUCCCCUAAACCAUUCGCACAAGUCCAUGCUAGUGCUUACGAGAGUUUUCUGAGCCGAAAGCUAGACAGAUCUCCGUCUGUUCGAGCUGCAUGGGCUACAAGUGCAGGCCGCAUCUUGCUGACCUCUGCUGGUGGCAUUGGCUUUGCGGAAGGGGAGGAGCGGAAACUGAAGGACGGACUGGCACAGCUGCUCGCAGACGCGGAUGAGAAGGUCAGACUAGCAGCCAUCAAAGUUAUCGGUGUUUUCGGGUUUAUGGACGUGAUCGACAAGCUCGCCACACAUGGCUCAGUAUCAAGUCCAGGUUCAGUAUUGGCCACACUGUCAGAUCGAGUACGCGAUAGAAAACCUUCCGUAAGAGAAGAAGCAAUGCAGGUUCUUGGUCGAAUUUGGGCUGUGGCUGCCGGCGAGAUCGAAAACGGCAGUGAAGAGGUUACCGCUAUGCUGGGAGAUGUACCAAGCAAGCUUCUAGACACUUAUUACGUGAAUGAGCCAGAGGUGCAUGUUUUGCUUGAUCAUAUACUAUUCGAAUACCUGCUACCACUCAACUAUCCCCCGAUCAAAGGGAAAUCCUCGAAGUCUGACAGUCAAAAGCAAGCUUCGAAGGGAAAGUUGGACCCACUUACAGAAGAGGACGGCGCUGAUGUCGACUUGAUUCGUGUUCGCCGUAUCCUAACCAUACUUAAUGGACUUGAUGAUAGGGCAAAGAGGGUCUUCUUCGGUAUGCAAAAUAGACAGACACAGCUCUCACGUGUCAUGGUACAGUACCUGAAAGCUUGCGAAAAUUACAACGGUGGUGUUUUCGAGAAGAACGAGGCUGAAGUGCAAAAGGAGCUAAGCAAAUGGAUUGAAGCGAUAUCCAAAACUCUGCCUGAACCAGCGCGCGUUGCUGCUGAUCUGCGAAAAUUUGCUAAAAUGCAUGAUCGAAGGAACUAUCAGCUCAUUCGAUUUUGUUUGAACCACGAAAGCGAUUAUAGAACUGUCGUCAAAGCUAUCAAGGAGCUUACCAAAAGAAUCCAGACUCGGGGCACGAAUAGUCCGUCACUCGAUACUAUGACCCCUCUCCUCUACCGUUGCAGUCUCCUGAUAUACAACCGAAGUCACGUCCCCGGCAUUAUGAGAAUAUCUAGAAGCGACGAAAAAGGGUUGGCUGACGCCGCUCAUGAGAUGCUCAAGGAAAUUUCAACGCGCACACCUGAAGUUCUGAGGACACAUGUGCAGGAGCUUUGCAAAGACCUUGAAUCUACUGCACCGGAUGACUCAAACCCAGAAGAACCCUCAGCUGCGGACAUGCUGAAAGCAUGUGCUGAGUUUGCCCGCAGAUUUCCUGCCGAAGUACCGCGGGAUCGCAAGUUCAUGGUUGCAAUGACGAAUUACGCACUUUUCUCGCGAAGUCCCAGAGCUGCGAAACAUGCCGUUUCUAUCAUUAUGGCAGGGGCCGAGAAGAAAGAGAUGUAUGCAAAAGAAUUGAUUCAGAAGGCUACGACUAGUUGCACACAUUCAUCACCACAUUUCCUGGCACGACUGGCCACCAUCUCUCAGAUCAACCUGCUCGCGCCUAAAGCUGCGGACGCUGAGUCUGAUACCAUCAUCCGAAUCACGAUGCAAGAGACACUCUUGCACAAUCGACAACCGGCUCUAGAUCUGGAUUCUUACACCUGGUCUACCUCUCAGGACGAAGAAACCCGAGCCAAAGAAUUGGCACUUAAAUGUCUAGUCAACUUUCUUCGCUCGCAUCUCGAUGAUGAAAGCUCCUUCAUGGAAUCCGCAACUCCGAUCUACGAAAUGCUCACCCGCCUCAUCGAACAGGAGGGGGAGCUGAGCGAUCUCAAAGACACACCCGCAUCUCAAAAGUCUUACCUCAGGUUAACAGCGUCGCGCUUCCUCCUGAAACUUUGCAGCAAAGGACGUGCUUGUGAGGAUCUUGUCACACCGCAUAUGUUCAAUGCUGUUGGCCUCGUGGCACAAGACCGUUUGCCAGGAGUUCGAGCCGGUUUCAUUACGCAGCUGAAGAAAUACCUGGCCCUCGAGCGAUUAAAUUACCGCUGGUACACUGUACUCUUCUUGACUGCGUUUGAGCCGGAGAGGUCGCUCAAAAAUGAUACGAUUGCUUGGCUUAAAUCCCGCGGUCAGGCGCUUGCCAGGAAACAACAAGCUCAAUCUCUGUCCAAGACCGGACAUCAGAACAUAAUGGAACUGCUCUUUGCGCGCCUUCUUUCACUACUGGCCCACCACCCAGACUUCCCAGAAAAGGGAUCCGAGACCUUUGACAGCGAAUUUGUGGACUUUGCGCAAUAUAUCAUUUUCUACUUGACCGCUGUCGGAAACGAAGAUAACCUCAGUUUAAUCUUUCAUGUUGCUCAGCGGGUCAAGCAAACCCAAGAUGCUGUAACAGGGACACCUGAAGCGAGCGAACGCCUUUAUGUGCUGUCGGAUCUAGCUCAAGCCACUAUACGCCACUAUGCAGAUUUCUUAUCGCAUCAGAAAGGUCAUUCGGCGAACGCCAACAUCCUGCAGACAUGGCCCGGGAAGUUGAGGUUGCCUCUUGGCCUGUUUGCAGCUUUACCAAACCAUGAUGCCGCGCAACAAAUUGCUGACAGGAAUUACUUACCUGAGGAGGUCGCCGAGGACUUGGAGAGGAUCAUAAAAGCUACAUUGAAGCCCAACAAGUCUAGCACAUCAUUGAAACAUAGCGAGAAGAAGCGCAAGAGUGAAACGAAGGAAGCGGCCGCUGAUGAGAGCGAGGAGGAGGACGAGAGCAAGCGAGCCAAGAGGGCGAAAAAGACAGCGUUGCCUGUCAGAAAGGCCUCGAAAAGUGGCACGUCGAAAGCAAAGACGCCGAGGCCCAACAAGAAGAGAAAAAGCGAUGAUGAUGUGCCGAGUAGUGAACAGCCGGCGAGGAAGAGCUCAAGGAAGAGCGGUGCUCAAGCUACCAAUUACGCAGAACGCGAUAGCGAGGACGAUGACAAAGAGAUGGAGAGGUGGGAGAAGCUUUCCGAGGAAAAGGCUGAAAAGGCGAGGGCGAAGGAGGCAGAAGAAGAGAGCGAGGGCAAAGAGGAGGGUGCUGGUAAAGCCGUUGACGAAGAAGGUGAGCCAGAGGCGCAGACGAAUGGUCAUAAUGAUGAUAGCGAAAAAGAGAACGAUGAAAGCAAGGACGUCGAUGAUGGUAUGAAUGACGGCACGGACGAAGAUGACGCCAACUCAUCUCGAGACGUCUCCCCAACACCACUUCGCCCGCAGCUCAAUGGCUCCUCCAGCAAGACCCGCAGCACGACUAGAGUCAGUGGCGACGCCAAGUCAGUCACUAUGAGCAAUACCACCGUUGGGAAGCCGACCCAGGCCAAGAAGAAAGCCUUGCCGCUGAAGAAGAUCCCGCCGAAUGGAAAUAUGAGAGUCACGAGACGGACAAAGGCUGGAACUUGA
Messenger RNA from Endocarpon pusillum Z07020, 4662 nucleotides. RefSeq lists its product as uncharacterized. The transcript is spliced from 2 exons. Lineage: Eukaryota; Fungi; Ascomycota; Eurotiomycetes; Verrucariales; Verrucariaceae. Bases 1 to 4662 code for a protein of 1553 amino acids. Gene Ontology annotation, biological process: DNA repair; mitotic sister chromatid cohesion. Gene Ontology annotation, cellular component: nucleus; chromatin. The record is from RefSeq and is a predicted model, not a curated record.